AUGAUUGAGCACAGAUCAGACACUGUGUUCCUGCGCGCUGGCAAGACUGCAACAUGAGGACACAGGGAAGAUUACUGUUCUGCUGGCUUUGUCUUCAAGUGAUGUUCGCCACUGUAUUGUCCGAUGUGUGGAAGGCAGAGGUUGUCUCUGAAUUGAAAACGCUGGUCUCUUCUUGUGUUGUGGUGCCCUGCAAGUUCCAGUACCCUGGAAGACAACUUCCAGACUCGCGUAUUAGGGGAAUCUGGCACAAAAAGGAUAAAAAAGAAAACAUCUAUCAUGAAGACCAUAUUGAAAUUGCAGACAGCUUCAAGGGUCGCACACGACUGCUUGGCCACUUGGGUGAAAAAAACUGCACUUUAGAGAUAGAUGAGGUCAAAAAUCAUGACAACGGCCCAUUUUGUUUCAGGGCUGAAAUCCCAGACAUAGAUAAGUAUUCUUUUGUGGAAAGCUGUGUGACCCUCUCCAUGAUGCCGGCGGCAGAGAAACCAAAGCUAGAACAAAUGAAAACCUUGGAAGAUGGAGUUCCUACUACGUUCAAGUGUUCUAUCAGACAUACCUGUCCCUCCCGUCCCCCCACCAUCACCUGGAGCCGUUCAAAUACUGAAGCCACUUUGAACAACAGGGACAUUCUUCAUGGAAACUGGGAAGUGGAAUCCUUGCUGACUUUCAUCCCAACAGAGAAGGACGAUUUCACAGACCUCACCUGCAACGUCAGUUUCCACGGCGGCCUGCAGUCUUCAGUUUCUUCUGUCUUACACGUGAAACGUAAGGCAAAUAUUUUACAUAUCGUCAUUCCAGUUGUCGCUGUGGUUGGAACUGCCUUUUUAUUUGGAGGAGUGUGUUUCUUCAUGAACAAGAAAUAUAAGAAGCAAAUCCAGGAGCUCCAGUCUAGAAGUGAAAAUGGAAUGCUAGGUCGCCUCUCAAGGAUGUCCCGCAGGUUCAGGAGUCAUCGGAGGAAUGAGCCUGCUGUGCAUAUGACCACUAAGCCAAACAACACUGUAAGCGUUGUGUCAGGAAGUGCAGGGUUUUCCAAACCUCGCUUUCCAUCUCCAAAGAGUGAACACAAAGACUACAGCAAAUCAAAGGACACAUACUCAGCAAGCUACGAUGAGGAUGAUUACACCAACCUGGCUGAGCAGAACAUCUAUGGGAAUGUCUGAUGAUCAGAUCACCUCUUUUUGUACUGCAUUUCUCAUUUUAUAUCAGUUUAUAUCCAUUCUAUUUUCAGUACCUGUUUCAGCGAAUUCCACUGAAUUUUCAAAAUUUCUGUAUAAUUCAGCAGUUGAAAAGUAAACAAAGUCAUUCAGAGUGGUUUGAUGUGAAAUAGUUCAUUUGCAGAGAAACUUACAGGCAGUUUUUGUUACAAUGGUGGUGAUGGGAAUCAGGAGUCCCGAUGUCUACAAGGCAAAUAUAGCCAUUUUGUUUACUAUCCAAAACCACCAGUGAACCUAUACAUGUCUUCUAAGUUUCUUUAUGUAACAUUGAUAAUGGUAAAAUAGUGGUAAGUCUGAAAAAAUAAGUUUUCUUUGGGGACUAUUUUGCCUAAGAAUGCCCUUCAUGCUUCCUGUCACCAUGAAUGGAUUAAAAUCAAUUGAUUAAAAUGCGUUUUAAAUCACAAAACUACCAUAAAACAAUGUCUCAGACAUCACGCAGUGUAUUCAUAACCAUCUUAUGUAAUAACGUAUUGUAAGGUAGCGUAUUGUAAGGUAUCAUUAAACUCCUCAAAUGGCUGGUUCCCAUCACCAGCACUGUGAACAACUCUUACUCUGUAAGUAUCUCUAGCACAAAGCUUUUCACGUCAAACCACUCUGCAUAAUUAAAGUUGCACUUUUAUCCACAACAUAAAAGAAAUUACAGAGAGCAGACA
Messenger RNA from Colossoma macropomum (tambaqui), 1867 nucleotides. RefSeq names its product sialic acid-binding Ig-like lectin 14. The transcript is spliced from 12 exons. NCBI's taxonomy places the organism in Eukaryota, Metazoa, Chordata, Actinopteri, Characiformes, Serrasalmidae. The record is from RefSeq and is a predicted model, not a curated record. The coding region runs from base 54 to 1160 and encodes 368 amino acids.